AUGGAGAAGACGGAGUUUGGCGAAAUCAUCGCCAAGGUCUCCGGGAUAGUCAACGGUUCCAACAAGUUACCAUGGUUACUGUCAGCGCGACCAAUGGUGGCGCUGCUGCUGGCAGGUGGUUUCUGGCUCCCGGCAUUCAUUGCGGUUCUGGUCAUCCAUGUUGAUGACGACAGCGGAAUUGCUCUGCCUAUUCGCCUGGCUGUCUUCCUGUUCCCCCUAGGCCUAGUUGCUGCGGGCUACCUCAUCAAGUGGCGUCGGGCAUACUGGCUUACCAAGAUCGUUCGGUUGCUGGUACAGAAUUGUGUGGACGUAAACCAGGCACUCUACUUCCAAGGCCGACCACUCUUUGUGACGGCAGCUCACGUCAGAGCCAACAUAUUCGCU
Messenger RNA from Candidula unifasciata, 384 nucleotides. Lineage: Eukaryota; Metazoa; Mollusca; Gastropoda; Stylommatophora; Geomitridae. The record is from the annotation of a GenBank genome assembly.